Aspergillus chevalieri is the source of this 816-nucleotide messenger RNA. RefSeq names its product THUMP domain-containing protein. The transcript has 6 exons. The coding region runs from base 1 to 816 and encodes 271 amino acids. The record is from RefSeq and is a predicted model, not a curated record. Gene Ontology annotation, biological process: tRNA modification. Gene Ontology annotation, molecular function: RNA binding. Lineage: Eukaryota; Fungi; Ascomycota; Eurotiomycetes; Eurotiales; Aspergillaceae.
AUGCCCGGAGACGCAAACCAAUCCGUGAAGAGAAGAAAGGGGGGCGGCAAAUAUCAGAAACAGUCUAAAGGGGCCAUCGUUGAAAGUGGCGACUGGGGUGUCUUUGUCACCUGUGAUAUGGGCCGGGAGAGUAAAUGUAUUGGAGAGGCACUGGAUAUCUUUUCACAGACUGCCGAGGAAAUCGCCGGUGGUGAUGAUGAUGGAGAGUCAAGCUCUAACGAGGAUGACAUCGAAGCGCAAAUCAGACGAGAAGUUGAAGGGUUAAAACCCGGGAAAGGGAAGCCUCGCAAAUUUCAAGCAAUCAGAAUGGAGGUCCCAUGUGUGGCUUUCAUAAAAUUUGAUAAAUCUAUAAAUCCUGUGCAGAUGGUCCACAAGCUCUGCCUUGAAGCUCAAGAACACCCUGAAAAGAAGCGAGGCCGUUACAUUCAACGGAUGACGCCAAUUACUCAGAUCAAAAAGACCCUUAGUGUUGACUUGGAGGCUUUUGCAAAGGAGAUCCUCGAGCCCCAUUUCCAUUCUGGAGGACCACCCAAGAAGUUUGCCAUUCGACCUUCUAUAAGCCGCAACACGAAGUUUGACCGCAACACAGUGAUCAAGACGAUUGCAAGCGCCGUUGGUGGUGACCACUCUGUGGAUCUCAAAAAUUAUGAUGCGCUUAUCUUGAUCACCGUCAUUCAGAAUAUCAUGGGAAUGAGUGUUGUCGGAGGUGAUUAUGACCAACUGAAGCGAUACAAUUUGGCCGAGCUUUACAGUCCAACUCCAAAGCCGCAAGCGUCUGAGAAAAAGGAAUCUAAGACAAGGGAAUCGAAAUCAUAA